This is a messenger RNA of Drosophila guanche, 7271 nucleotides long. RefSeq names its product mucin-5AC (gene Cda5). Gene Ontology annotation, biological process: carbohydrate metabolic process. The transcript is spliced from 14 exons. The coding region runs from base 93 to 6164 and encodes 2023 amino acids. Gene Ontology annotation, cellular component: extracellular region. Lineage: Eukaryota; Metazoa; Arthropoda; Insecta; Diptera; Drosophilidae. The record is from RefSeq and is a predicted model, not a curated record. Gene Ontology annotation, molecular function: hydrolase activity, acting on carbon-nitrogen (but not peptide) bonds; chitin binding.
UCGCGUUGUAUAGUUGCUCCGAUUAGGACGUGUGGUUCGCUCAAGCGCACGUUACAGUUUACAACAACAACAACAACAACGACGACGGCAACAUGGAGUUUUCAACACAUCGAAUGAGUUUUCUAUGGCUGCUGGGAUUAUGUCUACUGAUAUUCAAAGCAGGACCCACAGAAGCUCAAGGCAAACGCUCCUCACGCAUCACCAGCUCUCGCAGCUUUGGCACCAACGUCAAGUCCACAAGCUCCAAUGGCCUCAGCUUCGACUGCCCCGAGGAGUUCGGCUACUAUCCGCACCCCACGGACUGCACACAGUACUACGUGUGUGUGUUCGGUGGGGCACUACUUGAGAGCUGCACCGGCGGCCUUAUGUACUCGCACGAACUACAGACCUGUGACUGGCCACGGAACGUGGGCUGCGAGUUGGUGGACACUUCCACGGAGCGCGGCCCGGCACGUGGCCAGAGCCAGACGCAGCAGCAGCAGCAGCAGCAUCAUCAGCAGCAUGUUCCUAGCCGUGUGCGCUUUGGAUCCGCUUUUAGCAGUCCAGGUGGCGCCCCAAAGGCACCCACAGUGGCGCCGCAGUACCAUCGCUCACCGCCACAGGUCAUACAGGCUCAAGUCCACAAUAUUCCCCCACCUCCACCAGAGCUGCGCGUUCCACCCAAUCCGGUGGUCACGUCGCGGGGUCAGCCAAAGCCACUGCUGGACGCACAAGAGGACAUAGCGAAGCUGUAUGCCGAGGCGCAGGAAACACUGCCACCCGCGGAGGAGGAGGAGUCCGAUCGUCAGCAGCGGGUGUAUCGCGGCCAGCCAAGCACCGUUAGCCAGGUACAACGGGAUCGCGAUGGCAUCAUCCAUCAGGCAAGCAUUAAUGCCAUACCCCAGAGCGGAAAGCUUAGCUCGUACGCCUUCGGAACAGCCUACAGAGUUGAGUCAUCUUCACCGUCAUCGCUGGGGGGGGCGCCAACGCCCAAUGCUAAUAUCUUUGUACAGCCCACGCCACAAGCCCCAUCUCCACAGCUAGAAUCGAAUCGUAACUACUAUAAUGCAUCCAUAUUUAAUCACGGGGGCGGCUACCAACAAUCACGGCAACAGCAGCAGCAACAGCAACAACAACAGCAACAGCUACAGCCAACACCAUUCCAACAAUCGUCACAGCGCGAGCAGCAGGCACAAGCCCUACCAAAUCCCUAUGAUUCAUCAUAUUAUUCUGUUUACGACGAUGAUAUCGAUUUAUAUAGGGACAUUGAGUAUCAGCAACAACAGCAGCAGCAAGACCAUCAGCAACAGCAACAGCAACAACAACAAUAUCAUCCACCAGCUGUGCGCCAUCAACAGACACAAUCCACAUACCGGCCAUUGGAGCAAUCGGCCACACCGACGCCACCACAGAAGCCGCUGUACAGCAACCAACCGACGUUGACCUACAGCACGGACUACGAUGAGGAUAUUAAUGCACAGAUCGAGCAAGAUAAUGUGUACGAUCAGCCGACACGUUCGCCCCAAAGGCCGGCACAGGUGGCCAUCCAAAGACUGGACGCGCGGCCAACAACCACAAAGACGCCGCCCACACGUGCCGAUGUACGUCACUACUAUGACACGAUUACCACACAAAAUACGCGCAACGGAGAAUCCGAUUACAGUUACUCCAGCUCCGGAGAGUACACAGAGGACUACGAGCAGAGCGAGCGCAAGCCCGUCACGGAUACGAGGGAUGACUAUGAAUUGAUUGCCAAUGUUGUGGGGCACAAAAAAGUAAAAGCUACAACGCUGCCACCUACCCCAAGAGGGCAGCACAUAAAAGUUACACCAGCAACUAGUUGGAGUACGCCCAAGAGUUCCACAACAACAACAACAACCAGUUCUACAACAACCACAACAACACCACCAACAACAACGACAACAACAUCCACCACAACAACACCAAAACCCCAAAGCUCGAAAGCGCAUGCAAAUAAAAUCUAUAAGCAACAAGCUAUAAACAAAUCAAAGACAAAGACAACAACAAACACUACACAGCCACCAACGACCACCACCAGCACCACAACAAUAUCUCCUCCAACAUACCAUCCUUCGACUUAUAGCUCCAAUCCCUUUCUCAAAUCGAAGCUCCACAGCCUGGCCAAGUCGCUGGUUAGCUUUGUGGCCAACAGCCACACUCCAGAUAAAUUCCAUAAUCAACAUUCAGUUCAGAACCAGAACCAUAACCAGACCCACUCCCAACUCCAACUGCAAACUCAUGUUUAUCCCUCAGUUGCUCAACCCACGACCACGACGCAAGGGCCUCUGGUGGUGGACAGUUCCAGCAGUCAGUUGGAAAAUUCGGAAACCGUCUUCGAUGAGAGUCAGAAUGUCCACGUGCAGACGGCCGAGGCACCGAGCAGUCGCUCCUUUGAGACCAGCACCUCGCCCAAGUUUCUAGAUUUCAUUAACAGCGCCGCUUACGGCACAAGUCCGCGCGGCAAUCUGCUGCACGCGGUGCCAAAUAAGCCCGUGAAGACGAGCUACCAGCAGUUGCAUAAACAAUUGCCAUUUAGGGGCGCGGAAGGUGCGUAUCAGAGCUACAUCACAUCCGAUGUGGAACCGCAGAGCUUUAGGGCUCCUGCGAGCGAGGCGGUAUCCUCCAUUGAGCUAUUGGACAGCUCAAGCACCACACCCGGCACGACGCUCAGUAAAGCUCUUCAAUAUAGCCUGCAGCGUGGAUCGUAUGGGUUUAGCCUGCGCGCUGAGGAUGCCACUGAUCUGCCAGCAAGUACUUCUACGAGCACAACUACAGUUCCAUCUACCAAGCCCAGCGAUGUGGAUAUUGUGCCCACAACCUAUGCGCCACCUCUGCGCAUUUGGCGCAAUGGACGACCCACCAUUCAAGCUUAUACCAAGGCAAGCAGCACGACAGCAGCAACCACUGCAACAGCUGACAGCUGGAGCGAUAGUGUGGAGUCCAGCAGCACUCUAAGAAGCACCUCAACAACGCCAAAGUCUCAGGGCAUGCCAAGCACCGAGCGGUACAUAUCCCCAGGACAACGCAGCACCAAUCGCGCCAAUCACUUUAAGGAUAACCUAAACCGCGCCACUGCCAAUCCCGCCAUGCGUUUCGUUUCCCCCUACAAGAGUCUGGAGAAUCUGCUGCAGGAGGAGCGUCAGCACUCGAACAUGAUGCUGCGCACGACAGCCAGACCGCGUUACACAAACUCCCCAGCCUCACCGCCAUUCCUGCAGACCACACAGAAACCGCCCAAGAAUCUGUUUGUGGCGGGUUUAGGCCCCAAGAAUAUCAGCGCGGAUGUGCUGGCCACCAUGGCCACGGGAAAUGUGCGAAACUUUAGCAUCAGCGAUGCCAUCUUGAGCACCUUUAGUCCGCAGAGAACGGUGUCAAGUAUGCUGCGCAGCACCACCAAGGCAGCUCCAACGACGACAACCCCAACGACAACCACAACUCCAGCCACGACCAUGUCCACGGUGGUAGCUUCAUCGCCCUUACGUGUCUCCCAGGCUCCAGUGCGUCCUCGUGGUCGAUCUCGCUACACAGUGGCCACACUUGACAAUUUAGCGGAGAGCGUGGACGAGCCCACGACCUAUGCACCCCGGCUAAGGCUACCCAGCAGCAACUUUGAGGCCAAUCAGUACACUAAACGUGUCCGCAUAGCCGCCAAACUGCGCUCGUCUUCCGCCGAAUCCACAUUGCAGCCACACGCAAAGUACGAGUCAUACAAGGCGGCCAUACAGGCCAAGGACUCAAACAAUUUUGCCACACAAAAUGUAACAGCAAAGCACGUAAAGUUGUUCAAACGCAAACAAAUAGAAAAUGAGGCCAGCGUAUCGGAUGGUCCGCGAGCCGAGGCAUUGAUUGGCCAUCAGCAAGUAGAAGUGAGGAGGCACCAAAAUAGCAUCGAAGAAAUGGGAACAGCAACGGCAUCCAGCUCCACGGAGCAUGUGGUGACCAUAACAGAUCGUCCAACUGUCAAGUUUCUCUACUCCAACAAAUAUCGCCAGCAAACGGCGGAGAGUACUUUGGCGGAUAGUCUCCAGAAUGCUGGCUACCUAACCACCGGCAAUGGGCGGGUCCAAAAGUUUCGUGCUGUGAAUGUUCUGGAGCAACUGAAGCAGUUUCUCGCUGGCAGCGAUAGCAACAGCAACAGCAACAGCAACAGCGAUGAGAGUGGCACCUCCCGAUUCGUUGAUGAAUAUUCGCUGCCGGAAAUAAAGGCAGCCGUUGAUGAAAUUAAGCAACUUUAUGUGCCCACGGGGCGUACGACGAUUACAACCACAACGACUACGCUGCGUCCCAGCACCACGCCCAUUGCGUCUCCCAGUAUACGCCCCACUUUGGGAGCAAGCCAAUCCAAAGCUUAUUCCUAUUCCUCCGCCACUUUUAGCACCGAACCCACCAACCCAACUCCAACUGCAGUUAGAUAUUCCCCUAGCACCACCACCACCACUCCCGAUUUUAGUAAUCCCUCAACAACCUCAACAACAGUUUCACCAACAACUGCUACUGCUACAGACACACCCUCCUACUCCUCCUCCUCCUCCUCCUCCUCCUCCACGUUUGCAAUGCCAACUGCGCGCGCCUCGAGGGUGAACAAUGUCAUAAGAUCAUCGAUAGCCGCUGCUGCCGCCCAAUCGUCCAGCUCAGGCUCCUCCACUACCUCCACCUCCUCCACAGCGGCUGCUAAAGCAAAUAAGUUCCAAUUUGGAUUCUCACCCAACACUAAGAACCAACAGCAGCAGCAGCAGCAGCAGCAGCAGCAGCACAACAGCAACAACAAUGCCGCCGCAGCAGCAGCGUCUGUAAAGUGCUCUGAUAGCACAUUGAGCGCCAAAUGCAACGAAAUUCCCUCAAGAAACAACAAUAGAAACCGAGGCGGCGCCAUUUAUGCCAGUCAGGAUCGGGAUGUUGUGCCCACAGCCAAUCGGGGAACGCAUCCACCCCGCACACGUCCCACGCUUAAGCCGUCCGGCACUAUUGUCUCUAAGGCUCAAGAGUUUGUGGAUAUUUAUAGAUAUCCACCAACACGACCGGAUCCCAUCUACCCACAGCCCACGCCCGACAAGACGGCAGCCAAGUGCCGCAAGGAUGUGUGCCUACUGCCAGACUGUUAUUGUGGUGGUCGGGACAUACCUGCCGAGCUACCCGCUGAAAGCAUACCCCAAAUAGUUCUAUUGACCUUCGAUGAUUCUGUGAAUGAUUUGAAUAAGCAAUUGUACACGGAUCUGUUUGAGAAGGGGCGCGUCAAUCCCAAUGGUUGCCCCAUCACGGCCACGUUUUACGUCUCCCAUGAGUGGACUGAUUACAGCCAGGUGCAAAAUCUGUACGCCGAUGGACAUGAAAUGGCAUCCCACACAGUUUCUCACAGUUUUGGCGAGCAAUUCUCGCAGAAAAAGUGGACACGUGAAAUUGCUGGCCAGCGGGAAAUACUCGCGGCUUAUGGCGGCGUCAAGUUAUCCGAUGUCAGGGGCAUGCGGGCGCCCUUCCUCUCGGUGGGCGGCAACAAAAUGUACAAAAUGCUGUACGACUCCAACUUCACAUACGACUCCUCCAUGCCUGUCUAUGAAAAUCGACCACCUUCCUGGCCAUACACUCUCGACUACAAGAUCUUUCACGAUUGCAUGAUUCCACCCUGCCCAACGCGCUCGUAUCCAGGCGUGUGGCAAGUGCCCAUGGUCAUGUGGCAGGACCUGAACGGUGGCCGUUGCUCCAUGGGCGACGCCUGCUCAAAUCCCAGUGAUGCGGAGGGUGUUACAAAAAUGAUUAUGAAGAACUUUGAGCGGCACUACACCACGAACAGAGCACCUUUCGGACUGUUCUACCAUGCAGCCUGGUUUACGCAGCCCCACCACAAAGAAGGCUUCAUUAAGUUCCUGGAUGCCAUCAAUGCCAUGCCCGAUGUGUGGAUCCUAACCAACUGGCAGGCACUGCAAUGGGUGCGGGAUCCAACGCCCAUAUCACGCAUUAACUCCUUCCAACCGUUUCAGUGCGAUUAUUCGGACCGGCCGAAGCGCUGCAACAAUCCAAAAGUGUGCAAUCUGUGGCAUAAAUCUGGCGUACGCUACAUGAAGACUUGUCAGCCCUGCCCAGACAUUUAUCCUUGGACUGGCAAGUCGGGCAUACGCUCAUCGCGCAUCGAUAAUGACAAUAAUGUUGAGGAACCGGCAGCGGCGUAAGACUUUGCCCUAGCAUCGAGCAUCUGUUCUUCGAGAUCCAUAGACUAACAGCAGGCACAAGAGGCCACACUGGUGGUCAUACUUAGGUAGCGCAAAAUACGAAAUUCACUCGUUCAAAAUCGUUUCAUUUACUUUAAUACUUUAGCUAAUUGUUGUUCAGCGAGAGAUCAUAGUUAAUUCUUUUUGGAGCAUGUUACUACAAAUUAUUUAUACCCGCUUACACACUCGAUAUAUUCCUAUAGAUUGCUACUUAUAAAGUAUCUCCAUGCACCCUGGAGUACUACAUGAAAAACAAUUAGGAAUAAAACUGUAGUUUAAUUAAGAACUAAUAUUAAUAAGUUGCAAACGUAGUGGUUAGGCUAAUGUAUUUUCAUUUAACUUGUGAUAAAUAUUUACAGCUGAAUUUAUGUAUGUAUUAGACGUGCACAAUCCUCUUCGAAAUCAUUUACUAUGUCCAAACUCUUUUCCAUGAUGUUUUGCCUCUAAAUAUAUUUAAGUUCUUCUACGCAUAUUUUUGAAAUAAAAACAUUCACUACAUUUGACUAAAACUAAGUAUUUAGUACCACUACCAGGAGCAGUGGUGGCAGUAUCAGACUUUUAGAGUUAAACGCAGUGCAGAGCAGAAUAUAAUAUUAGCAUUUAAGUCAUACACCAGCAGCAUUCUGCUUUAACAUCAUGCACAUCCUUUUGAAUUUGUUUAGUCUUUGGUAAUGGAUAAUAAAUACGUUAACUAAUGGAGCAACUGGAACAACUGCAAGAAGUCAAGGAGCAAGCGCUAACUGGGAGCGACUAUAAAUAGAUAAGAACCACAAUGAUUGCCAAUACUUAGCCGCUGCCUGCAUGAACCAACGUGGAAGCCAAUCGAAUGUAAGCUAUAAUUAUGCGAAAGUAUUAAUGGGAUUCGAAAUGCAAUAAUUCAAAACGAAAAUAAAUAAUACAAAGUAGCAAAACUCUUCCUGGCAGGGCGCAAUGUAGGAAACAAUUCUGUUGAAACGAGUGAAUUAAGUAUUUUGUGCUAAUGUUUGUAAAAAGCUACACCUACAUAUAUGAAUGUAUGAAUGUACGUUGCAUGUCUAUAAUAAAGUUAAAUAUUUAAAUCGUAAUUAA